GAGUUGGAGUGGGCGAGUUCAUUGUGUGUCCGAAUGAGGGGGAUGAAUGGUUGGGAGAGACCAUUGUUUGGAGAAAUUUGGGCAAUGUUUGGGAGUGACCUCUGCGUGUAUGAAUGGGGACGGUCAGGGUGAAUGGAUGCGCAGCCCCCUUUGCCUCCUCACCACUAGGAGUUGACCUGUAGCAGCCCUGCCUCACCCUCACUUCAGCAUCCAGAGCCCAAGAGCUGAUCAGGGACAGACUCCACCUCAUGAAGCCUGGAGAUGGAGAAGUGGAUCCCGGAGAACCCCCGGACUGUCUGGGGUUCGAUCCAUCUCACCUGAGGACACACCCUGAGGAUGCUGAGGACCCAGAAGAAGAGGCGCCCGGAGGAGCCGAGGCGGAGGCGGGGACCCUGGUGCGGCUCAUCGACGAGCACGGGGCGUACUCGACCGCGCGCCUGGUGCCCGACGGUUCCGCGGAGGAGCGCUCUGAGAAGAGGGGGCCAGGCUCGCUCCGCGCCGGCUCUGAGGGCUGGGAGGGGCUGGCGCGGCCCAGGCGAUUCAGCUGCGCCGCCUGCGGGAAGGCCUUCAAGCGCGCGUGGGAGCUGCUGAGCCACGAGGUGGUGCACACGGCCGCCCGGCCCUUCCGCUGUGGCCUGUGCGCAGCCGCCUUCAAACGCCCCUCGGACUGCAAGAGUCACAGGCUGGUGCACAGCGACGAGCGGCCGCACGGCUGCGACGCCUGCGGCAAACGCUUCAAGCGAGCCAGCAACCUACAGGAGCAUCGCCGCAUCCACACGGGCGAGCGUCCCUUCCCCUGCCAGUCCUGCCCGAAGCGCUUCAAGACCCACUACGAGCUGCACCGCCACGAGCCACUGCACGCUCCCUCGCGGCCCUUCCCCUGCCCGGACUGCGGCAAGGCCUUCGCAGCAGGGCCGGCCCUGCUUCUCCACCGGCGGCAGCACUGCGUGGACAAGCCGCACGCGUGCGGGGUGUGCGGUAAGCGCUUCACCCACAGUCACAGCCUGCGGGUGCACGAGCGCGUGCACACGGGCGAUCGGCCCUUUGUGUGCCCACUGUGCGCCAAGGCCUUCAAGCAGUCCAACGCGCUGGCCUCUCACCACCGCGUGCAUUCGGGAGAGCGGCCCUACAGGUGCGCCACGUGCGGCAAGGCUUUCAAGCAAUCGUCCUACCUGGCCAUCCACCGGCGCACGCACACGGGCGAGCGGCCCUACCCCUGCGACGCCUGCGGCAAAGCCUUCUCCAGGCCCUCGCUGCUCCUACAGCAUCGCCGGGUACACAGCCCCGUGCGCCCCAACACCUGUCUCUUCUGCCCCAAGCACUUCAAGGACCUGAACUACCGCGCAGUCCAAGAGAGGCUGCACACGGGAGACACGCCCUACACGUGUGGUCUCUGUGGCAACGGCUUCGCGCAUCCCAGCAACCUGCUGCAGCAUCAGAGUGUGCAUCUGGAUGGGUGAGGGUGGGGUGUGGGGCCGCGAGGAGGCCAGCGAGGGCUCCGAGUCCCCAGAGCUGGAAUGGGAGGGAACCCAGUCCAGUGGACGCCCAGUUUCAGACAGCGCCGUCCAAUAGCAUCUCUCCAGAAACACUGCAUCUAGGCCGUCCAGUAUCUUAGUGACCAGGCCCCUGUGGUUCCUUUGAGCGUUUGAAACAUGGUUAGUGCCCCUGUGGAAGUGAUUUUUUUGGGAGGGGUGUAACUUUUUAGUUUGCAGUUCUUUAAGACUCAUGAGAAGUUGCAAAAAUUAGCACAGAGCUUUCCCAUGUACCCUUCACCCAGCUCCCCGCCAUGGAUACCUCUUAGCCUUCCUGGCACCAUGUGCCUGCACGCAUGCUCAGUCCUGUCUGAUUCUUUGCGACCUCCUGGACUGUAGCCCGCCAGGCUCCUUUGUCCAUAGGGUGUCCCAGGCAAGAAUACUGAGUGGGUUUCCAUUUUCUUCCCCAGGGGAUCUUCCUGACCCAGAGAUUGAACCUGCAUCUCCUGCACUGGCCGGCGGGGUUUUUGUUUUUACCACUGAGCCACCUGGGAAGCCCCAGCAUACUGCCAAUAACCAGGAAAUUGACUCUGAUAAGAUUCUGUUAACUCAGGUACAGAUCUUAUUCAGAGUUCGCCAAAACAUAAGUGACUAUUUAAGCUCACUGAAUUUAAAUCAAUUUCCAUUUAAAUAGCCACCAGUGUCUAGUUGCUGGCAUCCCGGACAGUGCAAGUCUAAGGCCUGAAGGCAUGAGGGAUGCCCGGCAGUGGCUGUGGCAUUUGAAGAAUUGCUGUACACGCCCAUGUGAGCCACAUAAUAUUCUUGAGAAGGACUUUGCAGAGGACCUUUAACAAAGCCUUUUUUUUUUUUUUCCUUUCAAAGCCGAGAGGAAAGUUUAUAAAUCUCAUUCCAGGGCAGAAAGUACACACAUUGAAACCCAACACACUGCUAUUAUGUGGUGUAAAUGUACAUGGUAAUAAAUUUGAUCAAAUCACAGCUGCUCCCAGGUGUAGCCUGUUAGGUGGCCCUUUGGCUGUUUCGGCUUUCCUUAUAACUAAAACAUCAGUGUGGUAAUGAGGUUCUGUGGUCACCUUGUGUCUUCCCGUGCAUAAAAAAGCGCUGAAUUAAUUCCUUCACUUGGAAUAUCUGGUUUUCCUUGAUUAACAAUAAUCAUUUGAUGUUCUGACUACCUGCCCUUUGUUGCAAAACCUCUAUAUGACCUGUGUCGUCCCCUUGCCUCCUCAGAGCAGUUCUCUCGGGGUCAUUUGAGAUGCUGCCUCCCAGGCUUGACGUCCUAAGAAUUCCCACCAAAUAAAACACAACUGUCA
Messenger RNA from Capra hircus (goat), 2800 nucleotides. Its product is annotated as zinc finger protein 664. The record is from RefSeq and is a predicted model, not a curated record. The transcript has 4 exons. Gene Ontology annotation, biological process: regulation of transcription by RNA polymerase II. NCBI's taxonomy places the organism in Eukaryota, Metazoa, Chordata, Mammalia, Artiodactyla, Bovidae. The coding region runs from base 249 to 1460 and encodes 403 amino acids. Gene Ontology annotation, molecular function: DNA-binding transcription factor activity; RNA polymerase II cis-regulatory region sequence-specific DNA binding.